UGCAGGUACUGUUAUGACUCUGGGCAGAAGGAGAUCUGCAUCAAUCCCUAUCAUUACCGCCGCAUCGAGAGCGACGGUGUUCUGCCACCGGUGCUGGUGCCAAGACAUUCAGAACUGCCACCAGCUUCGAUUCCGCCAGGAAUCCGACGAAUGCAAGCCAUGGAAGCGUCCGGUUCGUCGAUGCCGCAGAACGUCGAAGUUGCCGGGCUAUUCAAUCAUUCGCAGUUCAAUCAAAUGCACGUGGACGACGCCGAUAGUUACAACUUCUCGCCAAGUGACUUCUUCACCGGUCUACAUCGACGGCUACACCGAUCCCACGAACAAUCCACAGAAAAUCAGUUUGGGACUGUUCUCGAACGUCAACAGGAAUCCACCGAUUUGAAAAUACACGGCGGCUCAUCGGAAAAGGUUGGAGUGAAGCUCACCUACGUGCGUCAUCAGGGUACACUGUUCGCCGAAUGUGAGUCCGACUCGGCAAUCUUUGUACAGUCACGGAACUGCAACUACAUUCAUGGCUUCCAUCCGACAACCGUCGUUAAAAUUGCAAACAAGUGCUCUCUGAAAAUCUUUGACGAGCAGUGCUUCAGAAGGUUACUUGCCGAGUGUUCUACGCGAGGAUUUGAUGCUUCCUACGAGCUGACGAAGAUGACUAUCAUUCGAAUGUCAUUCGUGAAAGGAUGGGGAGCUGAGUAUCAACGCAAAGACGUCACGUCAACUCCUUGCUGGAUUGAAAUCCAUCUACAUGCACCAUUGACAUGGCUUGAUCAAGUUCUCAAACACAUGACACCUCCUCCGCGACCGAUCUCAUCGAUAUCAUGA
Molecule: messenger RNA, 819 nt
Organism: Ostertagia ostertagi
Lineage: Eukaryota; Metazoa; Nematoda; Chromadorea; Rhabditida; Trichostrongylidae
Source: the annotation of a GenBank genome assembly